AUGUUAGGAUCAAAGCAGAGUCUGCCGUGCAUUGCCCCGCUGCUGACCACGGUGGAGGAGACUCUGAGUGCUGUCUCUGCUCGGGUCCGAGGACACAUUCCUGAAUGGCUCAAUGGCUACCUACUUCGAGUUGGACCUGGGAAGUUUGAGUUUGGAAAGGAUAGCUACAAUCAUUGGUUUGACGGAAUGGCUUUGCUUCACCAGUUCAGACUGGAGAGGGGCACAGUGACAUACAAGAGCAAGUUUCUACAGAGUGACACAUACAAGGCCAACAGUGCUGGAGAUAGAAUUGUGAUCUCAGAAUUUGGCACGCUGGCCCUUCCUGACCCAUGCAAGAACAUCUUUGAACGUUUCAUGUCAAGGUUUGAGCCACCUACUAUGACUGACAACACCAGUGUCAACUUUGUGCAGUACAAGGGUGAUUACUACAUGAGCACAGAGACCAAUUUUAUGAAUAAGGUGGACAUUGAAACUCUGGAAAGAACAGAAAAGGUAGACUGGAGCAAAUUCGUUGCUGUGAAUGGAGCAACUGCUCACCCUCACUAUGACCCAGAUGGGACAGCAUACAAUAUGGGGAACACCUAUGGGCCAAGAGGUUCUUGCUAUAAUAUUAUUCGUGUUCCUCCAAAAAAGGAAGAGCCUGGGGAGACGCUUCAUGGGGCACAGGUGCUGUGCUCUAUUGCUUCCACUGAGAGGAUGAAGCCUUCUUACUACCAUAGCUUUGGAAUGACAGAAAACUACAUAAUCUUUGUGGAACAGCCUCUAAAGAUGAAGCUGUGGAAAAUAAUCACCUCUAAAAUCCGGGGAAAGGCCUUUGCUGAUGGGAUGAGCUGGGAGCCCCAGUAUAACACGCGGUUUCACGUGGUGGAUAAGCACACUGGACAGCCGCUCCCAGGAGUGUACUACAGCGCGCCUUUUCUUACCUUUCAUCAAAUCAAUGCCUUUGAGGACCAGGGCUGUAUUGUGAUUGAUCUGUGCUGCCAGGAUGAUGGGGGAAGCCUAGACAUUUACCAACUACAGAAUCUCAGGAAAGCUGGAGAAGGGCUUGAUCAGGUUUAUAAGUCGAAGCCAAUGUCUUUCCCUCGAAGAUUUGUCUUGCCCUUAGAUGUCAGUGUGGAUGCCCCUGAGGGAGAGAACCUCAGCCCUUUGUCCUAUUCUUCAGCCAGUGCCGUGAAACAGGGUGAUGGAGAGAUCUGGUGCUCUCCUGAAAAUCUACACCACAAAGACCUGGAAGAGGAAGGGGGGAUUGAAUUUCCUCAGAUCAACUAUGGCCGAUUUAAUGGCAAAAAGUAUAGUUUCUUCUAUGGCUGCGGUUUUCGACAUUUGGUGGGGGAUUCUCUGAUUAAGGUUGAUAUGGCGAACAAGACACUAAGGGUUUGGAGAGAAGAGGGCUUUUAUCCCUCAGAGCCCGUUUUUGUUCCGGUGCCAGGAGCCAGUGAGGAAGAUGGUGGAGUUAUCCUCUCUGUGGUGAUCACUCCCAACCAGACUGAAAGCAACUUUCUCCUUGUCUUGGACGCCAAGAACUUCACUGAACUGGGGCGAGCAGAGGUACCUGUGCAGAUGCCUUAUGGGUUCCACGGCACGUUUGUACCCAUCUGAUGGCACAAGACCAAGGAGGGACUGAGGGAAGGCUUCGAUGAGCGCACUCUAUGGAAAAGAGAAAAUGGUGGAUCUCACUCAAAAACUAUUGUAGUUUGGAUCUGACCCUGACCCCUAAGGACUCAUAAAUCUGACUCCUGUGGGCUCAUUGACCCUGACCCCCAAGGGCUCAUAGACCCUGACCAUCAUGGGCUCAGACCCUGACCCCCAAGGGCUCAUAGACCCUGAACAUCAUGGGCUCAGACCCUGACCCCCAAGGGCUCAUGUUUUAAAUGCUUGUACCCAACUUGUGGCACCACUUUGGGAGGCUGUGGAAACUUUUAGGGGUGACACCUCACAGGAACCAGCCAAGGGAAUCUUUCCAACCUUAAGUUGUUCUGUCUGAGUUUGGUUUUGUUUUGCAGCCGUGGUAAAAUAACUAAUUAAAAAAACCCAAUGUCUGGUUUUACAAUUCUA
Arvicanthis niloticus (Nile rat) is the source of this 2055-nucleotide messenger RNA. The record is from RefSeq and is a predicted model, not a curated record. Lineage: Eukaryota; Metazoa; Chordata; Mammalia; Rodentia; Muridae.